GUGCUUUUCCACGACAGGGGAAGUGUGUUGUGUGUUUAGGGUUGGUGAAAGGUUUACAACUGGGUUGUGUUUUGGGGGGUUGUCUGUUAGUCAUAAUAUGGCUAAGUGGUUAGUAGUUGUUAUUUUUACUACAUUGUUAUGCGCACUCGUUUGGAGUGCUGACGAUAUAGUAGUAGGCUGUGGUGGAUUUGUUAAGUCCGACGUGGAGAUCAACUACUCACUCAUAGAGAUUAAGCUGUACACAAAACAAGGAACACUAAAAUAUCAAACAGAUUGUGCCCCUAUAAAUGGUUACUUCAUGAUACCACUGUAUGAUAAGGGUGAUUUUGUUUUAAAGAUUGAUCCUCCUGCAGGGUGGAGCUUUGAGCCUACAAGUGUAGACAUUCAUGUGGAUGGUGUGAAUGAUAUAUGUACUAAAGGAGAAGACAUCAACUUUGUGUUCACGGGAUUCUCUAUAAAUGGAAAGGUGCUUAGCAAAGGUCAGACUUCUGGUCCUGCUGGUGUUCAGGUGACUUUACGAAAGGCUGGAAGUACUGUGGAUAUUCAGAAAAGUGUGACCCAGUCUGGGGGCAAGUAUUCAUUUUCUAAAGUGCUUCCUGGUGAAUAUGAAAUAUUUGCAUCUCACCCAGCAUGGACCAUGGAACAGGCAGCCACAUCAGUGCGAUUGGUCAACGCCAAUUCUGUCGCUUCUGAUGCUUUGGUGGUAGCUGGCUAUGAUGUCUCAGGGUUGGUACGAAGUGAUGGUGAACCAAUGAAAGGAGUGAUGUUUCUGCUGUUCUCAUCUUCAGUCAAAACAGAGGAUGUUGCUGGCUGCAGUCCUUCCCCGGUUGAAGAAUUCCAGGUUGGGGAUGAUUCUUUGUCCUACCUUUGCAGUGUUGUGUCAAAAGAAGAUGGCACUUUCUCCUUCCUUUCUGUUCCUAGUGGAGACUACACUGUGAUCCCAUUCUACAGAGGAGAACGAAUUACCUUUGAUGUAGCUCCAUCUAGGCUGGAUUUCUCUGUUCAGCAUGACAGUGUGAAAAUUGAGCCUGUUUUUCGCGUAAUGGGUUUCUCUGUUACUGGGCGAGUUUUGAAUGGAGUGGACGGAGAGGGAGUUCCUGACGCCACUGUUAACUUGAACAACCAGAUUAAAGUAACAACAAAAGUUGAUGGUUCAUUUCGUCUUGAGAACAUGACUGCAGGGACUUACACUAUCCUUGCUACAGCACAACAUAUAUAUUUUAGUCCACUCACGGUAAAGAUUGCACCAAACACUCCACAGUUGCCUGAUAUCGUAGCAUCUGGGUUUAGCAUCUGUGGCCAGAUAAGCGUGGUGCGCUUCCCCAAUGGGAUCAAGCAGAUGAGUAAGCAGAGAGUGACUUUGAGCACAGAAGGCAAAGAUAAGAUCACAAGCCAUACUACUGAGGCAGACUCUCGAGGUGCUUUUUGUUUCAAGGCAAAGCCAGGGACAUACAGUAUCCAGGUGGUUGUUCCAGAGAGUGAAGCAAAAGCUGGGCUUGUUCUGAAACCCAGUAGAUUUCAAGUUACUGUUACAAACAGUCCAGUUAUGGAUGUGACCUUCACACAGUUUUUGGCACAGGUGUCUGGCAAAGUCAGCUGUUUGGAUUCCUGUGUAGAUCUAACAGUGACCUUACAACCUGUUGGUCGUCAAGGUGAAAAACAUAGCCUACAGCUGUUCGGCAAGGUGGACUCCAUACCAUUCACAUUUGAAAAUAUUUUACCAGGAAAGUACAAAGCAAGCAUUAUCCAUGAUGAAUGGUGCUGGAAAAACAAGUCCUUAGAGCUUGAAGUUCUGGAUGAAGAUUUAGCUGGAAUUGAAUUUAGGCAGACUGGAUACAUGUUGCGAUGUUCUCUUUCACAUGCAAUCACGCUGGAGUUUUACCAGGAUGGGAAUGGUCCUGAAAAUGUUGGUGUUUAUAACUUGUCAAAGGGAGUAAAUCGGUUCUGCCUGUCAAAGCCAGGUGUUUAUAAAGUGACCCCUCGCUCCUGUCACCAGUUUGAACAGAAGUAUUAUACAUAUGACACAUCUGCACCAAGCAUCCUUACACUGACUGCUGUUCGUCAUCAUGUCCUUGGUACGGUAACAACUGAUAAACUAGCCGAUGUAGCAAUAACCAUAAAGUCUUCUGUUGACAGCAAGCCAGCAUUGGUUUUGGGACCCCUUAAAUCCAUACAGGAACUGCGCCGAGAGCAGCAGUUAGCAGAAAUUGAAACUCGUAAACAAGAACGUGAGCAAGAAGAAAAAACAGAACCUCCAGUACAAGAAAUGGUCGAUGAACUUCAAGGGCCUUUCAUUUAUGACUUCUUUUACUGGGCAAGGGCUGGAGAGAAGAUCACAGUCACUCCAUCAUCAAAAGAACUUCUUUUCUACCCACCUUCACUGGAAGCCACCAUCAGCGGAGAAAGCUGCCCUGGAAAGCUUAUAGAGAUUCAAGGUAAAGUGGGUUUGUUCCUAGAAGGUCACGUACACCCAGAGCUAGAGGGGGUUGAGAUUGCUAUUCAUGAAAAAGGUGCCGAUUCUCCUCUAAUAACCGUCGUUACAGAUGAACAAGGCUCUUACAGUGUUGGCCCACUACACAGUGAUUUGGAGUACACUGUCACUGCUGAAAAAGAAGGCUUUGUUCUGACCAAGAUGGAGGGGACAGUCGGUGACUUUAAGGCAUUGGCUUUGGCAGGUGUCACUUUCGAGAUACACUCAGAAGAUGACCAGCCCCUCUCUGGAGUCCUCUUGUCUCUCAGUGGGGGUCAAUUCCGCUCCAACCUUUUCACGCAAGAAAACGGCAUGCUUACUUUUACUAACCUGAGUCCUGGACAGUACUACUUUAAACCCAUGAUGAAGGAAUUUCGUUUUGAGCCUUCCUCCCAAAUGAUUGAAAUACAAGAAGGACAGAUGGUCAAAAUUGAUAUUAAGGGCUACAGAACAGCUUACAGCUGUUAUGGUACUGUUUCAUCAUUAAAUGGUGAACCAGAGCAGGGAGUUGCAGUAGAAGCAGUUGGGCAGACGGACUGCAGUAUAUAUGGAGAGGAUACUGUAACGGAUGAGGAAGGGAAGUUCAGGCUGCGAGGACUGAGGCCUGGUUGUAUUUAUCAUGUCCAGUUAAAAGCUGAAGGCAAUGACCAUAUUGAGAGAGCUCUGCCACAGUACCGUGCCAUAGAGGUUGGUGACACUGAUACUGAAGGGGUAAACAUUAUAGCAUUCCGACAAAUUAAUCAAUUUGAUUUAAGUGGAAAUGUUGUCACCUCACCCGAGUAUCUUUCAGCCUUGUGGGUGAAGCUCUUCAAAAGUGAAAACCUUGACAGUCCAAUCCAGACAGUGUCUUUGGGUCAGUCUUUGUUCUUCCAUUUUCCCCCUCUACCAAGAGAUGGCGAGAAUUACAUAGUGGUUCUGGAUUCUACAUUGUCAAAGUCACAGUAUGAAUACACAUUGCCUCAAGUGUCAUUCAGUGCAUCUGGAUACAGUAAACAUGUCACAUUAAAAUUUAAUCCAACAAAAAGGCUUCCUGAUCAAGAUGUUGCUCAGGGAUCGUACAUCGCAUUGCCACUAACUCUCCUCCUCCUGCUAGCUGGCUACAAUCACGAUAAGCUAAUUCCCCUGUUGAUGCAACUCUCAAGUCGCCUGCUAGACAUACGUUCAGUUGGUCAGAUAGGCACAGACACUGGCAGUGUAGAAGAUGCCAAAAGACAAGCAAAAAAGCAGAAAAGACGAACAUGAGGAAGGUGGAAUGUCUGCAAUGUCAUUUUUCCUUUGCUUCUUUUGAAGUGAAUGUCAGCCUGAUUCAGGUCAUUGUCCACUGUAAUGUGCAUAAUUGGAUAUCUGGAUAUUUUUGUUUUUUACUUGCUCCAGUUUGAUCACUAAAAGUAGGCUUGUUUUAUAUUUAUUUAAAAUUGUAAAUCAUUUCAAUAAUGUUUGCUUCCAAAAAUGAAACCACUGGAGUACUGAUAAGAUAUGAAGCAGUAUACCCCACCUUUUUAAAACGAAUUUAUUGUUUUUCAUUAUGCCCUUGUAAUGCAUUGUUGUUGGGACCGUAAUACUACUGAGCCACAAUUAAAUAUUUGGGGGACUUUAAGGAGACAUGGUUUGUUAUAAGAAACAAAAUUGCCUUCAUUUAAUAAAAAGGAAUUUUAUAUCACA
Molecule: messenger RNA, 4132 nt
Organism: Protopterus annectens (West African lungfish)
Lineage: Eukaryota; Metazoa; Chordata; Ceratodontiformes; Protopteridae
Product: nodal modulator 1-like
Exons: 31
Coding region: 98-3712 (1204 amino acids)
Cellular component (GO): endoplasmic reticulum membrane
Molecular function (GO): carbohydrate binding
Source: RefSeq, a predicted model, not a curated record